Molecule: messenger RNA, 1826 nt
Organism: Alligator sinensis (Chinese alligator)
Lineage: Eukaryota; Metazoa; Chordata; Crocodylia; Alligatoridae
Gene: ME1
Product: malic enzyme 1
Exons: 13
Coding region: 4-1629 (541 amino acids)
Biological process (GO): malate metabolic process; pyruvate metabolic process
Cellular component (GO): mitochondrion
Molecular function (GO): malate dehydrogenase (decarboxylating) (NAD+) activity; malate dehydrogenase (decarboxylating) (NADP+) activity; NAD binding
Source: RefSeq, a predicted model, not a curated record
GGCAUGGCUUUUACUUUGGAAGAGAGACAGCAGUUGAAUAUUCAUGGACUACUGCCACCUUGCUUCCUUAGUCAAGAAGUCCAGGUUUUAAGGAUUCUCACAAAUUUUGAAAGACAGGCAUCUGACCUAGACAGAUACAUUCUCUUAAUGGGCCUUCAGGAUCGAAAUGAAAAGCUUUUCUAUAAAGUGCUGACUUCUGACAUUGAAAAGUUCAUGCCUAUUGUUUAUACUCCCACUGUGGGUCUGGCUUGCCAACUGUAUGGUUUAGCAUUUCGGAGGCCAAGAGGUCUUUUUAUCACCAUCCAUGACCAUGGGCACAUUGCUACAAUACUUAAAUCCUGGCCUGAAAAUGUCAUCAAGGCUAUUGUGGUGACUGAUGGAGAACGCAUUCUUGGCCUUGGGGACCUUGGCAGUUAUGGAAUGGGCAUCCCAGUUGGCAAACUGGCACUUUACACUGCUUGUGGAGGAAUGAAACCUCAGGAGUGUCUGCCUGUAAUGCUGGAUGUGGGAACAGAUAAUGAGGAGUUACUAAAAGAUCCUUUGUAUAUUGGACUGAGACACAAAAGAGUGAGAGGUCAAGCCUAUGAUGAUCUUCUUGAUGAAUUCAUGCAAGCUGUGACUUCAAGGUAUGGGAUGAAUUGCCUCAUUCAGUUUGAAGAUUUUGCUAAUGCUAAUGCAUUCCGCCUCUUGCAUAAGUACCGCAACAUAUAUUGUACUUUCAACGAUGACAUUCAAGGAACCGCAGCUGUGGCUGUUGCAGGUUUCCUUGCAGCUCUACGUAUCACUGAGAACAAGCUGUCAGAUCACAUAAUACUAUUCCAAGGAGCUGGAGAGGCUGCCUUGGGGAUAGCAAAUCUUAUUAUUAUGGCUAUGCAAAAAGAAGGGACAGCUGAAGAUGAAGCUAUCAAAAAGAUAUGGAUGGUUGACUCAAAAGGAUUAAUAGUUAAGGAACGUUCCUCACUAACGGCUGAGAAAAAACGUUUUGCCCAUAAACAUGAUGAAAUGAAAAAUCUAGAAGAUGUUGUCAAAGAUAUAAAACCAUCUGUACUUAUAGGAGUUGCUGCAAUUGGUGGUGCUUUUACAAAAGAAAUUCUCAAAGAUAUGGCAUCCUUCAACAAACGGCCUAUCAUUUUUGCUCUCAGCAAUCCAACCAGCAAAGCAGAGUGCUCUGCUGAACAGUGCUACCAAGUAACACAGGGACGUGGUAUUUUUGCAAGUGGAAGUCCUUUUGACCCUGUCACACUUCCAGAUGGGCGCACUCUCUAUCCUGGACAAGGUAACAAUGCCUAUGUGUUUCCUGGAGUUGCCCUUGGCAUUGUUUCCUGUGGAGUGAGGCAUAUAACUGAUGAAAUUUUCCUCACUACUGCUGAGGUGAUAGCUCAACAAGUUUCAGAGAAACACUUACAGGAAGGCCGUCUGUACCCUCCCUUAAUGACUAUUCAAGAUGUGUCACUGAAAAUUGCUGUGAAGAUUGCAGAACAAGCCUACAGCAAUAACACAGCCUCUUUCUAUCCUGAGCCCAAAGACAAGGAAGCAUUGAUUCGCUCUCAGGUCUACAGCACUGAUUAUGAAGACUUCAUGGCUGAAUCUUAUGCCUGGCCUGAGGAAGCCAUGAAAAUACAAACUUAAUAGAAAAUGAGCAAUGUAUUAGAAAUUAAAAUAAUUCAAAGACUUAGUAUUUUCCCUGCUUGUUCAAUCUAAGAAUUACUAGUUUUUUAAGAUGCAGAACUUUUAAAAACUGGAAUUUUUGCUUAGAAAUUGUAUUCAAAUUAAUUUAGCAGAUAAGGUAACUAUACAUGUAAGAAUAAAAAUUGACGGGCAACAAA